CACACACACGGACACACACACACAGAACCACUCUUUUGAGAGAUGCAUUAAUAUACCCAUACAGUAUUGUUUAGGACCGGUCAGUAAGAACAGCACGAGGGUAGGAAUAUUUAAACUACACACGGCACCGAACACACACAACACUUAAAAUGUGCACAUAUAUCACAAAAUAAGGUUUGUAUCCGUUGUUGAACAGGUCAUAGUCUUUGGUUGACAGAGCAUUUUCGUGGCAGAGGACCAUCCUAUGGCGGCUGUGAAUUAUUCACGCACACGAUGGAGCCGGUGGCUGUUUCGAGCGCUGGGGUGGGGGCAGCUCGGUGACGAAACAGAGACUGUCUUGGCCGACAUCCAGGACACAGCUACCAAGAAAGUCCUGGAGCUGGGGACCAUCAAGCUGACCAUCCUCAAGCUCUUCCGGAGCCUGAGCGCGUAUCGGAAAGCGCACCUGAAGGUGUCACAGGAUGACAGCCUCAGACAGCUGGACAUGAUCCAGCACUUUAUCCAAGACUUUGCAGACCUCUGUCUGGAGGAGAAACAGAAGGACAGGAGGAACAGCCAGGAAGGCACCUGCGGAGCAACAAGGGACACCCCAGCAGGACCUGCUCUGCCCGCAGAGGCUCAGCAGGGUGGGAAGUGAGAGAGGAGGACAGGGGGCACCGCAGAGAUCGCAGACCCCACCGCAGGUUACACCAGGGAAGCCUCGCGCCUUUCUGGCUCUUCUGUCCUGCACAGCUGCUGACACCUUUUAUUCUAUUAAAAAUAACCAAAUAUUCCAAGAUGUCCCUCUAAAGUUUGCUUCUUCCUUUGCCUUAAACAUUUGUGUCUGAGGGCUGCCCAUUUGUGCCCUUGUUUUGUGGCGCAGCACCAGGCCUCCCCAAGGAUGGAUCUCAGGAUGUCACCUGAGGUCCUGGUCUGCGGUCCAGGUUCAGUGGAACCCCUCCACCCCUGGCCGGGCUCCUGGUCCUGACGCAAUGGGGGAGAGAUGCAGGGGCGGGUGCUGACCCCCCUCCUCCCUCUGGGGCGCCCGCGCUGGACCCUCCCGAAGGAGCUGCUGCACACACAGGCGAGACCCCGACAUGUGCUGGUGGGGCAGGGACAGGCCUGAGAGAAGAACUCCCACUUCAUGGGACCAGCCUGGACCGUGCAGCCUGGAAGAAGCUGCUGCCAUGGCCAUGUGUUCUAGAGGAAGUGCUGCUGCCAUUGAUGGGGGGAUUCUUUCUUUUCCUCUUCUCUCUCUCUCUUUCUCCCCCAUUACCUUACUGUUCCUCAUCUGGUGUAGCUGUGUGUGUUGGAGCAGAUCCGAGUGACCUUUACUGUGUUCACAGAUCGGAUUGGGAUCUGAACAGAUUGGAAUCUGUUUCCUGCAACUUUGAGGUGUUGCAUCCCCGUAUCUCGGCUGUGCACCCAAGUCUUUUGGUCUGCUUAUUUUUGCCAGACCAAGAAUAAAUAUUACUUUUGAGUUUCACCCUGAGAGUGACCUUGUUGCCCUCUGGAUCGCUGCACAGAUAAACGAACCCCCUACCCCUCCGUGUUUCGACUGUGCAGGUCAAAAGAGGCCCAGACACGAGGGUGGGGCUCAUGGAUCCAGGAUGUGACAUAUUCAUACUCACUGCUCUGCUCUCUGCCCCACACGGCAGCUCUGUCCCAGCACCGAUGGUGGGUUUUGCACUGGAGGGGCUGGUGCCUGAGAGCGGCCAGAUGCUGAGCACCCACCGUGCAGUCCAAGCGACAGGGGCAUGCUCCGACACGGAGCCUGGCUGUACAGAAAGGGCACUGUCAGCAUCAGAUCCCUUGGGAUGCUCUCACCUGGAGACCUGCUACCUCCCCUCUGAGGCACUCUGCCAGGAGGCACGAGUCCAGCCCUGUGCUAGCACUGACCACUGCCUUCAGCAGUGACUUUGGAAGACAUUGCUGGCUUAUGAACCCCACGAUUAGCAUUUAUAUAAAACUUGGCAUGCCAAGAGCUAUUGAAUGCCAUGGCAAAGCCGUGAAAGCCAUUAAACCUGAACCAGAACACUCUUUUUGCACGUGCAGUUUCCAGGCACCUGACUGAAGAAAGGACGUGGGUGCCUGAGCUGCCUGGCCCACUCUCAGUAGGCACUGGCAUAAAAGCACAUCACGUCUGUGAGUGACUGUGAACUUCCCUGGUCCUACACAGCUGCUGAGAGCCAGCGAAGCAUAGUCUGCCCUGCCUCUCUGCUCCUACCCAGCCCAUCUCCCUUCUCCUUGUGUUCCCCAUCUUGUGCACCACGACGCGCUCCUGGCAAGCUCUCUAAUCACCCAUCCCAAUGAUAGAUAACACCACAAACCACGAGACCCUCCUGUUUGCUGGUCUGCAUGCCCUGCUCUUCCUCCUGGAGGUGGGAUGCAGGAGGGGGAAGAGCUGGGGUGCCAAGAGAAGAGAUGGUGCAGCCAGACCUCCUUCAGUGCUCUGUUACACAGUGCCGCACGUAGAAGACCUUUGAUGUGCCACAGCCUCUCUAUAAUCAGUACCUGUGAAGCUCGGGGAGGACAGAAGGCUGGUGUCAGGGAACAAAUACAUCAAAACAACUCAGGGCUCUGAGCAUUAGAGGUUAUUAACCCGAGGAGGCAGUUUCUUGCCCUUCCAAAGAUUGUUCAGCCUGGCCAA
This is a messenger RNA of Cuculus canorus (common cuckoo), 2629 nucleotides long. RefSeq names its product coiled-coil domain-containing protein 42-like. The record is from RefSeq and is a predicted model, not a curated record. NCBI's taxonomy places the organism in Eukaryota, Metazoa, Chordata, Aves, Cuculiformes, Cuculidae. The transcript is spliced from 3 exons. Bases 245 to 637 code for a protein of 130 amino acids.